Camellia sinensis is the source of this 2349-nucleotide messenger RNA. Its product is annotated as NAD-dependent malic enzyme, mitochondrial. Gene Ontology annotation, cellular component: mitochondrion. Lineage: Eukaryota; Viridiplantae; Streptophyta; Magnoliopsida; Ericales; Theaceae. The record is from RefSeq and is a predicted model, not a curated record. Gene Ontology annotation, biological process: malate metabolic process; pyruvate metabolic process. Gene Ontology annotation, molecular function: malate dehydrogenase (decarboxylating) (NAD+) activity; NAD binding.
CUUGCCUCCGCCUCUGCCACUGCCACUGCCACUGCCACUACCCAUAGUAGAGUAGUGAGAUACUACACUGAUAGAGUUGAGUUGAAAGUUGAACCCUGAAUAUUUGUUAGAUCCACCAUUGAAAUUCAAUGUCGAGCUUUUCUCGUCAAAUGAGACUAUGUUCUUCGUCUCUGAUCAAGCGUUUUCAACACAGAAUCACAAGAUCUUUCACCACUACCGAAGGCCAUCGUCCUUCCAUUGUCCACAAGCGCAGUCUCGAUAUUCUUCACGAUCCCUGGUUCAACAAGGGAACAGCAUUCUCCAUGACAGAACGAGAUCGUCUUGAUCUUCGUGGACUUCUGCCUCCAAAUGUUAUGUCCCUUGAACAACAAAUUGAGCGCUUCAUGGAAGACCUGAAGAGGUUUGAAUUGAAUGCUAGGGAUGGACCAUCUGAUCCAAAUGCUUUAGCCAUGUGGCGGAUACUUAACAGAUUGCAUGAUAGAAAUGAGACAAUGUACUAUAAGGUAUUAAUUGCUAAUAUUGCGGAAUAUGCACCUAUAGUCUAUACUCCUACAGUUGGUCUUGUUUGCCAGAAUUAUAGUGGAUUGUUUAGAAGGACCAGGGGGAUGUAUUUCAGUGCUGCUGAUCGUGGGGAAAUGAUGUCAAUGGUGUAUAAUUGGCCAGCUGAUCAGGUUGAUAUGAUUGUUGUAACAGACGGAAGCAGAAUAUUGGGUCUCGGUGAUCUUGGACUGCAUGGUAUUGGAAUUGCAAUUGGGAAGCUGGAUUUAUAUGUUGCUGCUGCUGGGAUAAAUCCUCAAAGAGUACUUCCUAUCAUGAUUGAUGUUGGAACUAACAAUGAAAAGCUUCUCAAAGAUCCCUUGUAUUUGGGAUUGCAAGAACACCGCCUUGAUGGAGAGGAGUAUAUUUCAGUUAUUGAUGAGUUCAUGGAGGCUGUGUUCAGUCGUUGGCCAAAUGUGAUUGUACAGUUUGAAGAUUUCCAAAGCAAGUGGGCCUUCAAGUUAUUGCAGCGUUACAGAAAUAGCUACAGAAUGUUUAAUGAUGAUGUCCAGGGAACAGCAGGAGUUGCAAUUGCUGGUCUUUUAGGAGCUGUAAGAGCACAAGGAAAGCCAAUGAUUGACUUCCCAAAGCAGAAGAUUGUUGUUGCUGGGGCUGGAAGUGCAGGAAUAGGGGUUCUCAAUGCUGCUAGGAAAACAAUGGCAAGGAUGUUAGGAAAUAAUGAAUAUGCUUUUGAGAGUGCUCGGAGUCAAUUCUGGUUAGUUGAUGCUAAGGGCUUGAUCACCGAGGAGCGUGAAAAUGUUGAUCCAGAUGCCUUGCCAUUUGCAAGGAAGGUGAAAGAAGCUGGUCGUCAAGGACUAAGGGAAGGUGCAAGCCUUGUGGAAGUGGUGCGGCAGGUAAAGCCUGAUGUACUUCUUGGUUUGUCAGCAGUGGGCGGCCUGUUCUCGAAAGAGGUAUUAGAGGCACUUAAAUGUUCAACUUCAACUAGACCAGCAAUCUUCGCAAUGUCAAACCCUACAAAAAAUGCUGAGUGCACCCCCGAUGAAGCAUUUUCCAUUUUGGGUGAGAAUAUUAUAUUUGCAAGUGGAAGCCCAUUUAGAGAUGUGGAUCUCGGAAAUGGUCAUAUUGGCCACUGCAACCAAGGAAACAACAUGUACCUUUUUCCUGGGGUUGGACUUGGUACCCUUCUAUCUGGCUCUAGGAUCAUCUCUGACGGCAUGUUACAGGCAGCAGCUGAGUGCCUAGCUGCAUAUAUGACAGAGGAGGAGGUUCAUAAGGGAAUUAUAUUUCCUUCAACAUCGAGAAUACGUGAUAUAACAAAGGAGGUAGCUGCUGCUGUGAUCAAGGAAGCUAUAGAAGAGGAUCUGGCAGAGGGAUACCGUGAAAUGGAUGCCCGAGAACUCCGGAAACUUACUCAGGAGGAAAUUGUAACAUAUGUGAAGGACAACAUGUGGAGUCCAGAAUACCCGACGUUAGUUUACAAGAAGGAUUGAGCACUUUGUAUCCCGGAAAAAUCUCCAUUUAUCUGUAAGUCAUGUUUGGCUACAGAAGCUAUGAACAAGAUGCCUUUUAUGAGCUUUACAUUGGAACACAACGCGGUGUUGUCCGUGUUUAUUGCAGGGUUACUCAUUAUUUGCUACAUAAACCAAUCCACUUAUGUUGGAUAUUACAUUGAAAGGUUGUCCAGAUACAGUUUAUCGAUUCAAUUUCCUAAUAAUGGGAAAUUUAGCAAUGGCUUUGACUUUGUUUCGCAAGUUGGGUUGCUAUCAUUGCUUCUAAUUUCAUGUAUGAAUCCGAAACAUAAUUCUAUGGUAUUUGAAACAAAUUUUUAUUCAGUAAAACCAAAUUUCCCUA